AUGAAUUACGACGAAUCCGCCUCCCCCUCCGAGAAGAAACGUGCGCCUGCAGCGUGCCUCCGCUGCCGCCAGCGCCACAUCAAAUGCCCCGGCGGCGAGCCCUGCAGCAAAUGCUUCUCCUCCAAGGCCAAGUGUGUCUACGUCGAAGCCGACCGCAAGAUUGUCGUUUCCGUUAAAUAUCUCGCUAAACUCCAGGAAGAGCUACAGCGAAGCAAGCAAGAGAACGAAAGGUUGCGCCGCCUUCAGACCCUUUCCGGCGCCGAGCCCCUCGACGAAGCAUUUUCGAACCUGGACGCCAAACUGAUGGCAGAGUCAGAGGUGCUUCCGCCGUAUCUCGAUAAAUACGGCAAACUUUUCAACUCCAAGGGGUCCAAGUUUUACCUCGGCUCCUCCUCCAUCACGCUUUUCGGUAUGGCGAUCCAGAACUUGAUCCCCCACGACAGCCACCCCGGGUCGCGUGUGCCAUCAUCAACCGCGCUCAGCUCGCUCGACCACGCAAAGGAGGCGCGCGCGUUGGAGAACGAGGGCAAUGCGUACAAGAUCGUGCUCUCGCACGCGAACAAUCUUAAGGUCAAGUUCACGUUGCCCAGCUUCUCCUAUGCGAUCCUCCUCGUCGACACGUUUGUGACCUACAACGAUGCGUGCUUCUACUUCUUCAACGAGGGUCAGGUCAAGGAGAAACUCCGCGAGAUCUACGAGCCCGGUGCCGAGACCGACCAGGACCGCCUCAGUCAGACCAUCUGGUACUGCAAGAUCCUCCUUGUGUUUGCCAUCGGCGAGAUGUACCUCGGGACCAUCGCGCAUGCUGCACCCCCGGACCUCAAGCGCCGCAAGAAGAACCCCGGUACCAACUUGCCCGGAAGCGCCUUCUUCCAGCAGGCCUCCGAGCUCUUUACGGGCUUGUUUGCGGCGGGGCACCUUGACAACAUCACCCACGAGUGCGGGAUUGAGGUGUGUUUGCUCUACGCGUUCUACUUACAAGUGGCCGACUUUACCGUGCUGUCGUUCUUCUAUUUUGGACUCGCGCUUCGUGCGAGUUUGGUGCUCGGAUUCCACGUAGACGCGGGAAAGAACUCCAUCACGCGCUAUGAACUCGAGCACCGGCGCCGCUUGUGGUGGACGGUCUACAUCUACGAGCGCAUGCUCUCUUCCAAGAUCGGGCUUCCGCUCCUGGUAACGGACGAAUGCGUCAGCACCGCGCUCCCGUCGGACUUUGACAUGACCCAGCCGCCUGCCGGCUGCGAACACUACAUCUUCCCCGAGGCGGAGAUCCUCACAACCACCAUCCGCAUCACCAAAAUCAACGCCAAAGUUCUCGCACGCCUCUACACGCGCCAACCAACGUCCAACAUUUUACCCACCGUCGUGGAGCUCGUGGACACGCUCGUCGACUGGAAGAAGGCGCUCCCGGACUAUCUUACCAUCGACUGGAGCAGCUGCAUCUCACGGCUCCAGGUCAACCUCCUUUCGGAAUUCUUCCAGGGCAUCAACCUCGCAAUCCGCCCCCUCGUGUUCCACUUCGUCAUGAAGCAGUUGAAGGUGCACUACGCCACGCCGCGCGACGGUGCCAGCGCGGACCCCGUCUACAUCGACUUGACAUCCUUCCCGCAAAGCAUUCUCUCGCUCCUCAACACGUCGUUCCGCUCGUCCAUUGACAUGAUCCGCUCGCUCUGGUCGCUCUUUAAGCAGAACCAGGUGGCAUUGUUUGGCUUCAUGGACCGCGAGUAUCUCUACGGUGCCCUUGCUACGCUCAUUUUAUUUAACGUUGCUUUCGGUGUCUACUCCACCACCAUCCCCCAUAUCGAUCACGGCUUGGCGAUCAUGGUACGCAUGGCCAGGUUGGGCAACUUUCCGGCUCACUUGCGCGUGGGCCAGCUCGUGCUGUUGAUCAAAAAGUUGGACCUUGGAGGAAACGAAAUGUGUGCCAUCAUCGAAAAGUACGAGGGCGGAAGGGAAGACGAGAGAAGCUCCAAGCGCCCGCCUAGAGACAGCUCCACCGUUUCCACCACCCCA
This is a messenger RNA of Babjeviella inositovora NRRL Y-12698, 2013 nucleotides long. RefSeq names its product Put3p (gene PUT3). The record is from RefSeq and is a predicted model, not a curated record. Gene Ontology annotation, biological process: DNA-templated transcription; regulation of DNA-templated transcription. The transcript has a single exon. The annotation marks the transcript as partial. Lineage: Eukaryota; Fungi; Ascomycota; Pichiomycetes; Serinales. Gene Ontology annotation, molecular function: DNA-binding transcription factor activity, RNA polymerase II-specific; zinc ion binding; DNA binding.